Messenger RNA from Salvelinus namaycush (lake trout), 1338 nucleotides. Its product is annotated as serine/threonine-protein kinase Nek2-like. Gene Ontology annotation, biological process: chromosome segregation; protein phosphorylation. NCBI's taxonomy places the organism in Eukaryota, Metazoa, Chordata, Actinopteri, Salmoniformes, Salmonidae. The transcript is spliced from 9 exons. Gene Ontology annotation, molecular function: ATP binding; protein kinase activity. The record is from RefSeq and is a predicted model, not a curated record. Gene Ontology annotation, cellular component: cytoplasm; nucleus; centrosome. Bases 1 to 1338 code for a protein of 445 amino acids.
AUGCCAUCUCGUGUUGACGAUUAUGAGGUGUUGUAUACCAUAGGAUCAGGGUCUUAUGGCAAAUGUCAGAAAAUACGGAGGAAAUCUGAUGGGAAGAUUCUAGUUUGGAAGGCGCUGGACUACGGCACAAUGGCUGAGAGCGAGAAGCAAAUGCUGGUGUCUGAGGUCAACCUCCUCCGUGAACUGACGCAUCCAAACAUUGUGAGAUAUUAUGACCGCAUCAUAGACCGGACCAACACCACACUGUACAUCGUUAUGGAGCACUGCAAAGGCGGCGACCUCUCCAGCCUCAUCACCAGAUGCAUCAAAGAAAGGUGUUACUUGGAGGAGGAGUUCAUCAUCCGAGUCAUGGCACAGCUCACUCUUGCACUGAAGGAGUGUCAUCGCCGGAGCAAUGGUGGGGCCACAGUGCUGCACAGAGAUCUUAAGCCCGCGAAUAUCUUCCUGGAUGUCAAGCAGAAUGUCAAGCUCGGUGACUUUGGUCUCGCACGUAUCCUGAACCAUGACACCAGUUUCGCUAAGACUUUCGUCGGAACCCCUUACUACAUGUCGCCUGAACAAAUUAAUCGCAUGUCCUACAACGAGAAAUCGGAUAUCUGGUCCCUGGGAUGCUUGUUGUAUGAACUCUGUGCCUUAUCUCCUCCUUUCACAGCUUAUAACCAAAAAGAGCUGUCAGAGAAGAUCCGAGAGGGGAAGUUCAGGAGGAUCCCCUACCGCUACUCAGAGGAGCUGAACACACUCCUGUCCAGAAUGCUCCAUUUAAAGGACUACCUGAGGCCCUCGGUGGAGUCCAUUCUCCAGAGCAGCCUGUUGGUGGACGUGGUCGCCGAUGAGCAGAGGAAGAUGCAGGCGCGCAACUGGAGGAGGUCGGCUGAUCCAGAGAACCCAAAGCCAGCCGGGUCUUCAACCUCCCCGACCGCUGCGGAGCUGAGGCUCAAGGAGCAAUUGCUGCGGGAGAGGGAGAAGGCCCUAAAGGAGCGCGAGGAGAGGCUGGAGCAGCGGGAGCAGGAGCUUUGUGUACGCGAGAGACUAUCGAAUGAGAAGCUUGCCAGAGCGGAGAGUUUGUUGAAGAGCUGCAACCUGGUAAAACAGCAGAAGACCCUGCCACCACUCUAUUCCAAUGACAUAGGUAUGGAGGAGAAUGUCCCCCCUGAAAAGAAGGUCAGUUUUGCCGGAGACAGCGAAGAGAACCAAAGGCCUGAUCAGAAGCAGAGUGAGAAGAGCCAGGAGCUGGGGCUGAAGAGGAGGCUGCAGGCAGCCAACCUGCGGGUCCAGGCCCUGGAGGAGGUGGAGAGGAACUACCAGCUCAAGAGCAGGCAGAUCCUAGGCAUCCGCUAG